Gossypium arboreum is the source of this 906-nucleotide messenger RNA. RefSeq lists its product as uncharacterized. The transcript has 4 exons. Gene Ontology annotation, molecular function: nucleic acid binding; zinc ion binding. The coding region runs from base 1 to 906 and encodes 301 amino acids. Lineage: Eukaryota; Viridiplantae; Streptophyta; Magnoliopsida; Malvales; Malvaceae. The record is from RefSeq and is a predicted model, not a curated record.
AUGAAUCCCAAACGAGUAGUUGCUGACGAUGUAGAGAGUAAUGCGCCGACUCCCGUUGAAGAAGCAGCGCCUUUUGAUAGUAGACUCGAGACCAUUAGUCCUGGAGGAGAGGCGAGACAAGCCUUCCUAAAGAUGAUGAAUGAUUGCAAAUAUGCUCGGGAAUGCGUAUCUACUGAGGACAUCAUGUGUAAAAGAUUUGAAGAUGGGUUAAACGAAGAUAUCCGAUUGUUGGUUGGUAUCCUUGAGCUAAAGGAGUUUGUGGUGCUGGUUGAGAAAGCAUGCAAGGCCGAAGAAUUGGCUAAAGAAAAAGAGUUCACUACUCGAUCUAAUGCUGCUAUUGGGUAUUCGUGCAAGAAUUGGGGUAAACAGUACACGGUUUCCAAAGCUCAGAACACUUCAAUAGCUAGUGUUAGGAAUGCCCGACCCAAUAGACCAGAAUGUUCGCAGUGCGGGAGAUGUCACCCUAGCGAGUGCCAAGGAGGUGAUAAGACUUGUUUUAAGUGCGGUUCCCCUAACCACUUUAUUAGGGAUUGUCCCGAGAGGACAGAAAGAGGAAAUUUUCAAGGAACAAGAUCAGAUAGCACUGCUAAUAGGGGGAGAUCUCAGAAGAAUCCGGGUAGUGGAACGAGUAGUAAAGGUGCACAUAGGGAGUCUGCUGUGAGACCCAAGGGCAGGGCACUUGGAAGGACCUACGCCAUUCGCGCUCGGGAAGAGGCUUUAUCUCCUGACAUGAUUACGGGUACAUUUUCUAUCUAUGAUACUACUGUUAUUACUUUGGUUGAUCCGGGGUCUACCCAUUUGGGUCAUUGUUUUCCGGCUAAUCUAAUGCUAUUACCGUUUGACAAAUUUGAUGUAAUUCUUGGUAUGGAUUGGCUGACUGCUCAUGAUGUGGUAGUGAAUUGUUGA